UCUUUUGGAUUUGUAAAAGACCAUUUAUGAGGCAUUUAUGAGAUCUAAUUUAAUCAAAUCAUGGACUAAACUAAAAUUUCUAAAAUUGCAGGAACCAAUUUGAAAUUAUACUCAAGUUAAGGGAACAAGGUUGUAAAUUAAUUUUUUUAAAACUAUUUUAUAAGAAGAUUGCAUGAAUCAAUUGACAUACAAGUGUUAGUAGCUACGAAAUCUAUGGUUCAAAUCCUCAUAUCUCAAAUGUACUAAAAGAAGAUUGGAUAAUGUACGUUUAAAUAGCAUCACAAUACUCAAUAUCUAGAUUCUUCAAGUAUAAAACAUGUGCCAAAAUGAGCACGAUUAGUAUGUAUUCUUCUAUUUCUUUAUGGUCAAAAGUUCAAUUUUUUAUCCUAACUGUUGUAAGUUAUAAAAAGUGUCCGAUAAGUAUUUGGAAUUGAAUUUUGUGUGUAAUAUUUUUUUGAUCCAUCAAAAUUUUCAAAAUUCAAAAAUAUAUUAGACACAAAAUAGAAUGACAAAGUAGACUAAAGUCUUAAUUUUACCAAUUAAAAUACUCCUUAAUUUUCAAAUUUUUGUAUGGCACUCUCUUCAUUUCUAUUCCCUUUGACCCAGCAUCAUCCAUCCUCAAAUUCAAAAAGAACAACAAAAAGAGUGUAGAACUGAUGAAUUACACCAAAGAACAUUGAAAAAAAUCUAAAGUGAAUUCAUGAUUUUCAACAAACUCUACAAUGUAAAACCCUAAAAAAUCAUACGAAACAGAGCAUAGAGUAGUGUGCAAAAGAAAAGAAAGCGAGAGAGACGGAAAGGAUCAGAUUCAUUGCUGAAAACAGAAGAAAAGAAUCGAUUGAUUCAAUCAUUUCGAAACGCAAAGCAAAAUCAUAACAUCAGAUCCGAAAAGGGAAAGCGAAAACAACUUACCUUUGUUGUUUUGGCGAUCGAUUUCUGCGAGGCAUUUCUACAAACACCUUGCGUGCUGUUCAUAGAAAUCAAUGGCGAUGGAUCGAAAUAAACAAAGGAAAUUUGGUGAAGAUUGUUGGAUCAAAGGAGUAGUGGUGAUUGUUCAUGAUUUUGGGAAAUCGGGACCUGCAAAAUUGGCUUCUCUUCAGAUUUAUAGUGCAACAGAACUUGAUCCUAAAACAGGAAAUGAAAAGUUGAGUAAAAAGGCGAAAUUAGAAGAAUGGAGAAGCAAGAAAAAGAGUGAUGGAUCAAAAAUCUCGAGCUAUAAAGUAAAGUUGAAGGUUGAGAAAUGGUUUGGAAUUCCAGGAGCAUUUUUGAUAACAAAUCAACAUAAGCAUAAAUUCUUCCUUAGAUCAGCUUUUUUCCAAAUUUCAAACCAUUCCCAAAUAAUCCAUUUUGAUUGCAACUCUUGGGUUUAUCCAAUCAACCUCAAUGCCUCUCAUUAUCUUUUCUUCUCAAACACUAGUUACAUUCCAAGCCAAACACCAAGUCCUCUCAUGGAGCUAAGAAAAUUGGAGCUAAUAAAGGUAAGAGGAGAUGGUAGAAGAGAAAUAAUGGAGGAAUGGGAAAAUAUUUAUGAGUAUGAUUAUUACAACCAUGUUGGAAAUUCCCAAGAACAUUCUAGACUUAUUAUUGGUGGAUCCUCUUCUCUUCCAUAUCCUCGUAGAUUAAGAACUCUUCAUCCUUCUAAUGAAGAUAGUUCAAGUGAGAAAAUGGAUUUGGAGACAGAUGUAGCUGCUGAUGAGAGAAUGAGCUACAACAAAGUGAAAGAAUUGGCUUCAAACACAGUGGAAGCUGCCCUUCAAUUCCUCAUUCCAAUCCUAAAAACCCUAAAUUGUCAACCCCACAUUGAUCAUUUCAAGUCCUUUGUUGAAUUACACUGUUUCUUUUGGGCCCAAAAACCCUCCAACUUGGCUAAAGCAGACAAAUGGACUAAACUUCAAAUCCAAAAAUUUCUCCCCCAAAACCUUUUCCAACAUAUUCUUUCUCAAAAACAUCCCUUCAUCUAUCCACUUCCUCAAUUUCUCAGAGAAAAUGAGCAUGCCUGGAUGGAUGAUGAUGAAUUCGCACGACAAAUGCUUGCAGGAACUAAUCCUGUGCGAAUCACAUGCUUACACAAUUUUCCACCAGAAAGCAAAACCAAAGUGGUUAGUACAAUAAAAGCACCAGAUAUUGAACACAACCUAGAUGGUCUUACCCUUCAACAGGCAAUAGAAGACAGAAGGAUAUUCAUGUUGGAUCAUCAUGACUAUCUAAUGCCAUUUCUGAAUAGAAUAAACAGUGGCGAUGUAUUUGCCUAUGCAUCUCGAACCCUACUAUUCUUAAGGUCUGAUUCUACACUAAAGCCUUUGGCAAUUGAACUUUCUUUACCAUACUCUGAAGCUGAAGGAGAAGAGAUAAGUUGGGUUUACCUGCCAGCAGCUGAGGGCUUGGAAGCAGCCCUGUGGCAGCUUGCCAAAGCUCACGUCGCUGCCAACGACUCCGUUUACCAUCAACUCGUCAGCCAUUGGUUACAUACCCAUGCAGUUGUUGAGCCGUUCAUCAUUGCCACUCGCAGACAGUUGAGUGUUAUGCAUCCAAUCUACAGAUUGCUGAAUCCUCAUUUCAAAGACACCCUACACAUCAACUCACUAUUUAGGAGCUUCUUGUUGAGACCUGAUGGAAUCUUUGAGAAGAUAUUGUUUUCUGGUAAGUACUCCAUGGAACUAUCUUCCGAGCUUUACAAAGAGUGGCGGUUCGACGAGCAUGGUCUCCCAGCAGACCUGCUGAAAAGAAAUAUGGCUGUAAGAGAUCCAGAUCCGGGAAACCCGACCGGAGUUCGCCUCAUCUUCCCUGACUAUCCAUAUGCAGAAGAUGGCCUUGAGAUAUGGACUGCAAUCAAGACAUGGGUGAAGAGUUUCUGUUCAAUCUUUUAUAGAGAUGAUGACUCUGUACAUUCUGAUGAAGAACUCCAAGCUUGGUGGUCUGAGAUCAGAAAUGUCGGUCAUGGCGACAAGUCCCAUGAGUCUGGGUGGUAUGAAAUGACCACACUAUCAGACUUGGUAGAGGCCCUAACAACUCUCAUAUGGACAGCAACUGGACUCCAUGCUGCAGUGAAUUCGGGGCAAUAUGCAUACGCCAGUUACCCUCUUAAUCGUCCCACACUCUGUCACAAGUUCAUUCCCAGUGAAGGUACAGUUGAAUAUGCUAAACUCUUGAGUGAUCCAGACAAAUAUUAUCUCGAGAUGUUACCUGGAAAGUUUGAAACUGCACUUGGCGUUGCAUUGACAAAGGUCCUUUCACAUCACGCAAAGGAUGAACUGUACCUGGGAAGGAGGUCACCAUACAACUGGACAGAUAAUGCAAGGGCUCGAUAUAGCUUCAGUGAGUUCAGUAAAGAACUUAAAAAUAUAGAGAAGAGAAUAGAAGAAAGAAACCGAGAUCCCAACCGCAAGAACAGAAACGGACCGGCCAAGAUCCCCUACAAACUUUUGUUCCCUGAUACAUCAAAUUUUAAUCCAAAAGGAGGGAUCGCAGGCAAAGGGAUUCCAAACAGCAUAUCUAUAUGAUGCAGCCGCAUGACUUACAAAUAGAAUGUUCAAUCAGAAAUAUGGGCAAGCCAUUCAUUAAUCAUCAACCUUUUCUAAAUAUGAGAAGUCUGCUGCCUAACUAUGUUAUUGCAGACCCUUCAAAAAUUAAUCAACCAACGGUGAGUUUGGGAUAACUGUUGGGAGGGUGAAAAGUACUUUUAGCCCAAUAUAAUUACUUUUCAAAAUUUUCAAUUGUUUGGUUAGACAACUAGAAGGAGAAUCACUCGUGCUUCCUCCAAAAAUGCUCACACAAGUGUUU
Messenger RNA from Benincasa hispida (wax gourd), 3780 nucleotides. Its product is annotated as linoleate 9S-lipoxygenase 5-like. Gene Ontology annotation, molecular function: metal ion binding; oxidoreductase activity, acting on single donors with incorporation of molecular oxygen, incorporation of two atoms of oxygen; protein binding. The record is from RefSeq and is a predicted model, not a curated record. NCBI's taxonomy places the organism in Eukaryota, Viridiplantae, Streptophyta, Magnoliopsida, Cucurbitales, Cucurbitaceae. Gene Ontology annotation, biological process: lipid oxidation.